Messenger RNA from Psylliodes chrysocephalus, 6880 nucleotides. NCBI's taxonomy places the organism in Eukaryota, Metazoa, Arthropoda, Insecta, Coleoptera, Chrysomelidae. The record is from the annotation of a GenBank genome assembly.
CUACCUCCUUUGUCAUCAAUGGGCUACGGACGAGUCCAAGUUUACGUUAACGGGGGAAUCCGGAUGCCGUCUCGCGAUUGUGAAAUGGAUUUUUUUGGGUAAAUUAGUUGAAUUGUUAGGAAUUUUUAUACUGUUUUAGUUUUUUUCGAAGGAAUGGAGAGGAUUUCGAGUGAAAUUCGAGAAAUGUGCGAACAUUUUUAAUUGGUAUUUAUAGUGGUUGAAUUGAUAGUAAUAAUGGACCGUUCCAUAGUGUAGUUCAGCUGACUUGGUGUAGUGAGUUCUGAGUAAAAAGUAGUAGUACGGCCGGUAUCACAGUAGGUGGAGGUUGAAAGAUUGCCAACGGGUUGGAUAAAAAUCAACAUUUUUUCGGCUUAAUAUCUGGUUAACUACGAUGAAAAUUGGAGUUUUCAGUGGUUUCUAGUGCAUUUUCGGGAAUAAUAACAGCUUCACAGUGGCGGCCAACACGGGAAGCGGCUCACGCAAAGAAAAUAUGCUCAAAUUUCUAACACACAAAUUAAGGACUCAUUCCAUAAAUGAGGAUAAUCACAACGGGAAGGCUGAUGAAGAUCAUGAUUCUGGCACCGAAUCUGACGAAGAAAUCGACGCUGCGAUAUCAGUUCAGACUUCGAUCUCAGACCGUAUCAGCACCGUAUCGCCGGCAGAUACAGGGUGCUCGAUGGAAAGUCCAGCGCCCGAUCAACACGACGCUCACAGUUCAGAAGAAGAGUUGGAAGUCAUCAAUAGUAACAGUAAAAUGAGGCGGACGGGGUCCACCAGCCGCCCAUUGAGGGCGGCCUCUGUGUGUCUGGCUGAGAAAAGGAAGUGGUCACAAAUCGGGGAUGCCCAAAACCGGAGGUAUACCCCCGAAAACGAAGAAAAUAUGUCUCACUACAGCAACUUAUCCCCCUCCCCUUGUUCUCCCUACCACUUGAAAUGCUGUAGUAAUGAAGAUGGAGGCGUUCAUAUUGAACAUUCCGGUUCUUCAGAUGACGAGGUUCACAAUUAUCUAACGACGCGGGCGACUCCUGUGCAAUUCCGCACGUCUCCGCCACUGGAGGCGGUGAAACCGGAACGCCGGACGGUGGUAGAGAAGGGUAGGUCCAUGAGCCCUCCGGCCAAACUUCUCCAUUACGAGGAUUCGCCCAGGAAAAGGACCAGGCACAUGAAGCACGCGCAUACUCAGAGGCCAUAUCUCGAUUUUGAAAAAAUGCAACAGAUGAAAACCAGAUCUGUUACCGCCUGGCGUCACACAGCCGAUCACACGGGCGAACUAUCAGUGUUCUGUUGGUGAGAUCAGCUUAAGGGGCGAUCUCCGUCGCCCUCCGGCUUAAGCGAUUCUCCCAAGGAGGGCAGCAGCAGCUUCUCGCCGCCAUCUUGGCCAGAACAUAGCUCUUCAUAGUCUACUGAUAUUUUAACCAAAAACUAAACAAACAAAAAAAAAACUACAAAAAUCACUAAACCAAAAGCACUGAGAGUUGGAUUGAUUGGUUGGUCGGUUAGCCAGGAAUCCAGUUUGGUUUUGGCGAUUUCGAAGGAUCUCUGUUGAAGCGGUUUUGAAGUGGUACUUGGAUUAAAAGUUUUGUGAUCGUAAGCCGUCAUUACAAGCGUGAGAAAAGUACAAUGAGUUUAACCCAAUGUCCAAAGUUGUCUCAAAGAAACAGCCAUUGUCUGUUGUGGUCUAAUUUGAUCAAAAUAUAUAAGAAAUAUAUUUUAUCGAGCUAAGUUUUCAUGGGUAUUACUCUCGUAAUGGCGACUCUUCAAAUGGUUCUAUUUCGGGAGGUUAGAAUGGCUCGAAAUGUUGAUUGGAAGGAAAUACAGCAUCGAAAAGAUUUUUUCACAAACCAUAUAGUUUUGUAAUUUUAUAUGAAUUCAGUAACGUAAAGAGUGGUAGCGAAAAAUAAUAAUAGACAACUACGAAGAACAUUUUAAACUAAAAAGCAGAUUUUGCAUACAAAUUUCCAAUAAAUUAUACAGGGUGUUUCAGAGUAAUUUAAUUUCAUUUAGCAGCAUAUUUCUCUAUUUUUUUUAAUUUUACUUUGUGUCUCAUCUUUAAUUGAGUUUCCCUUAUUUGUGGUUACUAAUAAUAUUUAUAUACUUUUUUGAAAUCUAUGAAAUGGAAAUUUGUUUAGUAGAAAGGAAGACUAUUUUGUCUCGAAAGUUAAAUCUGAAGAUCUUCAAUAUUCAAAAGGACUGUUUUAUUUCCUUGUACAGUAUGUUUCCAAUUGUCUAAAUAUUCAAAUGCCCUAAAUAUCUUAAAUGUCCCAAAAUGUCCUUGACGUAAUGGCUUUUCCAGAUACCUCAUUUUGUAUCGCCAUUUGCCUCCUAUUUAAAUAUCCAAUGGCAUAUUAAUAAAAUGUUGUUCUAGAUUCUAGGAACACCCUGUAUAGAUCGAAAUGGAGGAUAUUUCGGAAUGCUCUACUUUCGUACAUAUUCACUAUUUUUCCUAAAAAUUUAGAUCUAUCGCAUUUAUAAGGGCUGCUUUUUAAAACUCUCAACAAGAAGAACAACAAAAAAAACUUGUAACAUAUUUUUAUAUAAAAUAUAUAUAUAUAUAUAUAUUUACGUAGAAGAAAAUUUUUGUCGUAAAAAAACGCGACGUUUCUAAUAAUUAAUAAGAAUAAUAAUAAUAAUAAAAAUUAAAUUAACGAUAACUGAAAUGUCUUUCCUUGUUUACGUACGAAUUUGGAACUCGAAUUAUCGAUGAUUGUCCGAAACAAGUUCGACACGGUAUUUUCUUUUUUUGUUCGGUUUAAAAAUUACAAAAUGACAUUUUUAUAAAACUGUGAAUGUACGUUUAGCAUAAAAAAAAUGAUAGAUCUCGGUGUUUUUAAGUAGAUAUGUAUUUAGUUUACAGUUUUUUUUUUUAAUAUUAGUCAUAAUAGUCUUCAUUGGUGGGUUGUUUUGAAAGAGAAUAAAUUGACGUUUUUUCAGAUGUCAACGUGGUACGCCAUCUGUCAAGAGAUUCGAUUGACAGUUGACACGGAAUUACAAUUCCUACUUGCAAGUUUAACCGUCGGUACAAAACAAUUGACAACUAACACAAUACAAAUAAAUAGGCAGUUGGUAUAAUUCAAAUUACACUAAAAGAUCUUCAUUAAUUAAAAAAUUUAUGACAAAUUACAUAAUUAAUUAACAAAUUACAUAAAUUAAUGGAUAAAUUUCUUGAUUAAUUGACAAAUUACAUAAUUGACAAAAUUGCUAUUAAUAAAUAAAUAACCACUCUAACUGUACAACAACGAAAAACAGUGACCUGUUAAUCUUCUUCUUUGUUCCACUAAAGAGUUUACAAGAAUGAAAGACAGUGGCGUACAAAUAUCACGUAAUAAUCAUUCUCUUGUUGAUAUUUCUAAACCUGCCAUGACCAGAAACAGGUAGUUUUGUGAGUCUGUAUAAAUUUGAAUAAAUGAAAUAAUAAAUUGGUCGAUAUAUAUUUAUAUAAUACCCCAAUAUAUAUUAUUCAACUAAAAAAAAAGAAAAACAAACAAAGCUGCCUAAAAACUGCCCAUCCUCGACGUUUUUUCUAAUUUCCCAAUUAACCGCUUCAUUAUUAUUAAAAGAAGUUAUAAUAAAAAUAAACUCUAAUCAAAAUAAGCGUGGACAUAAAAUUUUUAUUCGUGAAAAGUUGUUGUUAUUUAAAGAAGUAGAAGAAAACAAAACAAACACAAAAAAAAUGUAGUAGGAACUUUUUAACAAAUUGAAAAUAAAGACUUAUUUAAAAAUUGCGUGAAAGUGAAACAGUAAUAAUUGUGUAUAAGACAAGGAACAGUGAGAAAGUGGUGCGAGAAUUAGCUAGGCUGUAAGGAUAUUUUGUUAUAUUUGUACAAAUUUCAACCUGAACUGGAUCUUUCGGGUUCGACACAAUCUUUGACGUUUCAUUUCAUCGAAGCAUAAACCAUAAUACAAAAAGUUCUAUUUAUUAUUAUGAAAACGACAAAAACAUAUCCACUGUGUCAAUUUUAUAUGUAUUCCAUUUUAUCAGCUCAAACAAUAAAUGUUGCUUGUUGUAUUAUGAAUUAUACAAAUUCAAGUCUCUAAAUGUCAAUUUUACUUCUGAAUUUAUUGUUUGUGAACCAGUGUUCAUAAAGUAGAAACAGAUUUAUCGAGGGGUAAACCACAGGUCAAAAAUUGUACACCUAAUUUUAUUCCUCGGCAAUUCCGUUAAACCUGUAAAUUUUUCGCAAUUCUUUACCUUUGUACACCUCUGUGGUUUACCCCUCGAGAUUUAUCAACAUGACAUUUGGGAACGUCAUUAAGGGUUACGGUCUAAAAUUAACCAAUCUCACAACUUAAAUCGUAUGUCAAUUGCAUACAUUCUUAGUAGUAAACUUAUUUUUCUGGAUCUACCAACAAAUUGUGUUGUAUACCACUGUACUUAAAUCUAAACACAAGUUGAUGGACAUGUGUAAUUUUAUGUGAAAUCUGUAUCAAACACAUUGAUAGAUACGAAAAAAUAAUGGAAAAUAUUCAGAAAUUUGUAAUUAUAAAUCAAUUUAAAUUUUUCGAAACGGCAGUACACUACUCUCAUUUACUGAUUUACCUUAAUUUUAAACGUAAUAAUUGAUAGACAUACAUGUAUUGUCAAUUCUGCUUUGAACAUUUGCUACUGUAAUUUCCAGAUUUCACCCGAUAUUAUUUGGAAAAACUAGUUAUAACUAGAAUUAAAUAUUAUUUUUAGUUGAUUCUAGUGCUGAUUAAACAUAUUUUGAUUAAAACAAAACUAGUAUUGCUAUAAUCCAUUGAGCAAAUUAUAGCUUUGGUUUUCUGCGGAUUAAAUCUGCAUAUAGAACAGACAUACUUGCCAUAAAGGAAUUCCACCCAUUACAUUGUGUGUUCAUAUAAAAAUAGCAUCUAGACUUGAGGUGUACACUGAGCAAGAUGGCUCUGUAGCAACGCAUCUGCCUCGCAUUCAAGUCAAUGCCCAUUGCCGCCAGGCAAAUGCUGGGUCAGUAACGUCCUUACCAUUCUUUACACCUAACCUCGAAUACCCCAGAUCUCUGAUCACUCCACUGCAACUGAAGAGACGGCUUGUAAAAGCCUAUAGUGGCCCGGAAAAUAGUUCCUUUGCCGUUUCCCCUGAAAAUGGGCAAGUUUCUGUUUAAAAUAUCGAAUCGUGGUGUGAAAGAAAAUUGAGGCAUAUACAUCACCAUCACGUUGGUACUGUAAAGAAAAAGCCUUUGUAGGUCCUAGAUGGGAAAUGUAUAGAGGAAGACUGAAUUAAAAUAAAAAAUUUGAGGCAAAUAAGGAAAAUAUGAAUUAAACAGGUGCAUAUAAUAUGAUACACUUUUUUCCAGUAAUGCCAUCUGGCAGUCCCGAUAAAGUGCUAGUAUUUUAAGAGGUGAAGUUUUAGUAUAUAAACUCAAUAAACACCAAUGUGAUUCCUGCACUUCCAUACAACUAUGGGCGUCUAUAAAAGAUUUCUCCGCCCAAAAACAGAAGAUUUUAGGUUGUAUUACAUUUUUAGGUUUAGCUAAGAUUAUCAGACAUUUCCAGUUUUACCUAGUCAAAUAUACGGUGUCUCCAGAUGGACUGAAAAUGAGGUGGAAAAACGGUUUUUUUAUUUUAACCUUUUUGAACAAUGUAAGUGUAGAGACAUCGUUCUGGUCCACGUCGUUGAAGGCUGAUCACAGUGAGAAUUCUUGCUAUGACUUCACAGCUCGAGUGUAUAGCAUGCUUUAAAUGUUCAUACAUACAUCAUCACAUACUGUUUGACGAUUUAUUUUCAAUUUAAUUUAAAAACUGUUUUAAUGUUGCUAUUAAAUAACUAAUUAUUCUAAUCACUUUAAGUUGAAAUUCAGUUUUUGACGACAGAAUGAUAGAAAACGUCUUAGUUCGAAAGUUUCACCAAGACAACAAAAUUUAAUGUAAAAUUUUAUCGCAAACAAGAAAAAAUGCAGUUAGUUAAAUUUGUCUGAUAUUUUUCUGCUCCAUAACUGCUCAAUCUCUUGAAAAGUCAAAGCUGAAAAGUUAGCUUGAACAUAAAUACGUUCAAGUAUACGAAAUUGAUCACUUCCAUCUUUAAGCAGACUUUGCUUACAGUGCCCAGAAAUUCUAAGAAUCCCACCAUCCGGCAGCUCAAGUUUCUUUUAUCAGCAUACAUGUGUUAACAAUGACUAUUUUUAACAUUUUUUAGUCUGAUGUUAGCUUUCAAUUAAUAAAGACAUAAUUAUAACUCUGUUUAAAUAAAAAAUAUUUUUUUAAAAAACGAUUUUUCAAAUCGUGUUAUAUUUUUCGCGGGUUUCGGAUUAAACAUUUUAUGAGUAUUUCCAGGUAAGUACCCGAAAGUUUGACCUGUUCUUUGGGGAAAUAUCAACUGGUUAAAUGAAAUGGAAAAAUAAUGUACAACUUUUUAAUUAAAUAAUAAUGGAGAAUCUUUUGUAUAAUUGAGAGCAGAAUUAAACUUCUUCAUUAAUGGAGUCUAAUGUGGCUAUUAUAAACCUAAUAAUAAUUUUAUAUUACACUUCACAGAGAAAAUACAAAUUUAGUACCUACCCUAAUGUUAUUUUAAUUUAAAUCUGACCAUUAGGGCAAUUUUACCUAAUUUCUUGGGAAGAGGCUUAUUGGAACUGGUUGUCAAUGACUAAUUUGCAUAAUUUUGUUAAUCCGAAACCCGCGUAAGUAUAGCGAACAGACUGUAGGUUCCUAUUGCCUUAUCAGUACACAUACCUCCCAUUAAUUUCUUGAUCUAUUCAAAUAUUUGCAAUUUAAGGACCUAUUUUUCAAGAGUUGAAACUAAUAUCACAUAAUAAAAAUGAACCGAGAUUCAACAUUAUUAUUUAAGUUGGUUGUUUGAUAGGUUGGUACAUCUGAACUUUAAGAUAAAAUUGGAUGAAAAAUAGAACGUUAAUAUUUAUCGUGAAUAAAUUAAUGAAUUGUUUCAUGU